AUGCAGCUCAAAUACCUCCUCCUUGCCCUCUCGGCAAACAGUGUCCUCGCGAGCCUGGAAUCCUUCACUCUCAACGACGGCUCCAUCAUUGAGGCCGACACCGAGAGGAUCGUCGACGCACUCCACCCGGACAGCGAUGACAAGGCCCGCAGCUUGAAUACGCGUACAGAUGAAAACCAGCUAUUUAAACGGGACUGCCUUGACCCAGAAUAUCCCACGAUCUGUCAGGGCGGCAAUUGGUGCUGCAGGCCUAACAACAUCUGCUGCGAGGGCCGAUCCUGCGUCAACCCGGCUACCCAGAACUGCUGUCUUUAUGGAUACUAUUGCAACAAGCCGUACCAGUGUGUGAAGCGCCCUGAUGGGAGCAUUGGAUGUUAUGCGUGA
This is a messenger RNA of Aspergillus versicolor CBS 583.65, 384 nucleotides long. RefSeq lists its product as uncharacterized. Bases 1 to 384 code for a protein of 127 amino acids. NCBI's taxonomy places the organism in Eukaryota, Fungi, Ascomycota, Eurotiomycetes, Eurotiales, Aspergillaceae. The record is from RefSeq and is a predicted model, not a curated record. The transcript has a single exon.